AUGGCCCAAAGACCUUACUCGACCCUUCACUCCCCCGACGACGUGCACAGGUUUAAUCAAGCCCAGGCCUCACAGUACAGUCUGCACACACCCACGGACGUAGUAUCCCCGCAUUCAUUCCGCGCAUCGCCGCCGCCGCCGCAGCAGCAGCAGCAGCGGCAACAGUCGCAUCAUCCGUACGCAAUGGAUACGGCGGAGUACCAAUUAACGGACUACCCGCCUCAACCGCAGCAGCAGCAGCAGCAGCAGCGGUCGGAACAGCAGCAACCAUACGUAGCAUUCCCCACAUCACCUACAGGUCCACGUUUUAGCUCUCCACCACCCGCCUUCGACAGCCAAUACCCGGACCCGCGAACACACGCAUCACCACCGACCUCACCAUCGUUCGCUCCCCCACCAACUUCGCCAACGUUCGCUCCCCCACCAACUUCGCCAACGUUCGCUCCUCCACCGACUUCACCAACGUUCGCCCCUCCACCAACAUCAGAGUCCGUGCACCCGGUGCCCACGACACUGGAUGGUCCCGUCCCGAUACCCCCGGACCCGAUACAAGCCCCGACGUACAACCCCUCGCACGACACCCCGCACACACCGAAAACCCCGAUAUACACUCCGGGCGGUGGCAGCGGACCAAACGGGGGCGUCCACGCGCCCGGACAAAUCGGCCAUCCGAACCAGCAGCAUGGCCGAGAGGAAUACCACCACGGCCUCUGCGACUGCUUCAGUGACUUUUCAACCUGUAUGCCCCCACUUCCCCUGUCCGCGCACAUAUGGAUAGCAAGGGAUUAACAAAGAUUGAUCCAGGUUGUGUCGGUUACUGGUGUCCCUGCAUCCUCUACUCCCGCACCCACCAUCGCAUAAAAACGAUUCCGAAUUCAAACCUGAAUGACUUUCACAAUUGCAACGGGCACUGCAUAACAUUUUGCCUGCUCGGACCAAUUUCUUGUAAUUCUCCCCUCCCCAUCUCCCUCCGCCCCUUCAGUUCGAGCUAAUGAUCAAAAGCAGGGAUCUUCACCACUCUGCAGCGAACGCGCAUUCGUGACAAGUACCGACUUGAGGGCUCACUGGCUAGCGACUGCGGGAAGGCGUAUUGCUGCGUCAUGUGCACGUUGGUCCAAGACGAGCGGGAGGUGCGCGAUCGGGAGGAUGAGAGGAGGAGGUUUGCUGGGCCCGGUAGCGGUGUUGUGGGGGAUGGGGGAUAUAGGAGGCAAGAGACUAUGGUUUAUGGGAGAAGUUAGUUGUUUGUUCGCUUCCUUCUUUUUUUCCCAUUUUUUCCCCAUUUUCUUCUUCGAGGGGUUUGCAUUGGUAAUGGGGUAUUUUAGUGUUGCUUGUGUUUUUAGCGUCUCUUUCUUUCCUGGUUGCUCUGGUCGGUUUUGGUCUUUUCCCAUUCCCCUUUCCUUUUUUUUUCCUCUUCAUCACUCUGUCCUAUUCUUCUUCGGUCUUUAUAUACACUGUGCGGGUUGAUUGGUGGGUCGGUACAGUACGAUACGAUAGGUUGGGGUUUAAUGUAUUUAUUCACUCCAGGUUUGGAGAGGGGAAGAAUGGAUAUGAAUAAAAUGCGUUUGC
Messenger RNA from Tuber aestivum (summer truffle), 1566 nucleotides. The record is from the annotation of a GenBank genome assembly. Lineage: Eukaryota; Fungi; Ascomycota; Pezizomycetes; Pezizales; Tuberaceae.